Molecule: messenger RNA, 3246 nt
Organism: Sugiyamaella lignohabitans
Lineage: Eukaryota; Fungi; Ascomycota; Dipodascomycetes; Dipodascales; Trichomonascaceae
Gene: PSE1
Product: Pse1p
Exons: 2
Coding region: 1-3246 (1081 amino acids)
Biological process (GO): protein import into nucleus
Cellular component (GO): cytoplasm; nucleus
Molecular function (GO): nuclear import signal receptor activity
Source: RefSeq, a predicted model, not a curated record
AUGUCGAGUCUCCCAGCCGAAGUCACUGGAGCUCUGCACCAGCUGCUUGUCAGCCUGACCUCGCCAGACAACCAACUCCGUACACAGGCCGAGAAAAGCCUCAACGAGGAAUGGGUCGCAGGAGGCCGCGAGCGCCAGGAGAUGCUCCUCGUCGGUUUGGCCGAACAAUCGGUGCCCGAGGCGGAUCAUGUGUCGCGGGUCAUUGACACGAUCUCGGACGCGGUUUUGACGCAGAUCAAGUCGAUUUUGCUUCAGGGGUUUGUUUCUGAGCAGACGGGAGACGUGCGUCAUAAGAUUUCUGAUGCCAUUGCCGAGAUUGCUCGACCCGGUCCUAAGGCUGGCGAAUGGCCAGAGUUGCUGAGUGCGCUUUUUCAGGCCAGUAAGAACCCCAAUGCUCAAGUUCGUGAGUCUGCAUUCCGGAUUUUCGCGGCUGUGCCAGACUUGAUUGGCGAGGAGUACCUCGAUAGCGUGAUCCCAGUGUUUGCCAGUGGAUUUGGUGACGAGUCGGAACACGUUCGUAUCUCGACAGUGUCGGCAUUCACAUCGUUUUUCCAAGCUCUGUCGAAAUCGACUUGGAGAAAACUCCAUCCUUUACUGCCUAAUUUGCUCAAUGUUUUAACGCCUCUUCGUGCCGAGUACAAAAGCGAUGAACUGGCGUCUGUUCUCGAGUCGCUGAUUGAUUUGGCAGGAUUGGCUCCGAAAAUGUUCCAGCCCGUGUUUAAGACUGUGCUUGAUUUCUGUAUAGAUGUCGCUAAAGACAAGGAAAUGGAGCUCAAUGCUAGAUUAUCGGCUUUGGAGCUGGCUACUACAUUUGCAGACGAAGCACCUAAUAUGUGUAAAAAGGAGCCUACAUAUGCCGACCAGAUGAUUGUUCAGUGUUUGGCUAUGAUGACCGAGAUCGGUGAGGACGAUGAGGACGGUGCUGAUUGGAACAAUGAAGACGACGUGGUGAAUUCCGAGGACCAGGACGAGAGUUAUACAGCUGCCAAGCAGAGUUUAGAUCGUAUGGCUUUAAAACUGGGUGGAAAAGUCAUGUUGCCUCCUUUGUUCAGAUGGUUGCCUAAUCUCAUUGGUUCGGAACAGUGGAGAGAACGUCAUGCCGCUUUGAUGGCCAUUUCGAAUGUUGCCGAGGGAUGUCGUGACGAGAUGAUGGUCGAGCUUGACAAGAUCCUGGAUAUGGUGAUUCCCUGUUUGAACGACGGUCAUGUCCGUGUUCAAUGGGCUACUUGUAAUGCUCUGGGUCAAAUGUCGACUGAUUUCUCGGAUUAUAUUCAAAAGAACUUUGCUACUCGAAUCUUGCCAGCAUUGAUUUCCAAGCUUGGAAACUCAACUCCUAGAGUCCAAGCCCAUGCUGCUGCUGCUCUGGUUAACUUUUCUGAAUGUGCUUCUAAGGAAAUCCUCGAUCCUUACCUCGAUAAUCUGUUGUCAGGAUUGUUGGUCCUUCUUCAAAGCCCUAAGAGAUAUGUUCAGGAACAAGUUCUUACUACUAUUGCUAUUGUUGCAGAUGCAGCUCAGAACAAGUUCAUCAAGUACUAUGAUACUCUGAUUGGACUUUUGUUCAAUGUCAUGAAGACCGAUACUGGCAAGGAGUACCGAUUAUUAAAGGCCAAGUCGAUUGAGUGUGCGACUUUAAUUGCCCUUGCUGUUGGCAAAGAGAAGUUUGCUCCUCAAUGCCAAGAAAUGGUACAUAUUUUCGCUAGCAUUCAAGAGACAUGUACCGAUCCUGAUGACCCAUGUCAAUCGUACCUUGUUCAUGCGUGGGGUAGACUGUGUAGAGUUUUGGGCACCGACUUUUUACCAUAUCUUCCAGCAGUUAUGCCACCACUACUCGAGGCUGCCAAACACAAGCCAGAUUUGCAGCUUUUCGAGGAUGAGGAUGAUAUCGAGAACCUAGACCAGCAAGACGGAUGGGAAAUCAUUCCUAUCCAGGGAAAAUAUAUUGGUAUCCACACCAGUUUAUUAGAUGAAAAGUCCAGUGCUAUCGAGUUAAUAUCUGUAUAUGCCAACGAGCUGGGUGCUUCGUUUGCUCCUUAUGUCAAGGGUAUUGUUGAUGAGAUUAUUGUUCCCAGUCUCAAUUUCUUCUACCACGAUGGCGUUCGAUAUGCUGCCGCACAAGCAGUACCACACUUGCUGACUUGUGCUCAAGAGGCUAUUGGUGGUAAGAAGCAGGACCCCGCAGUUCUUGAACUGUGGGUUCCCAUGCUGAAAAAGAUGCUCGAGGUGCUGAAGAUCGAUUCCAUGCCAGAAACUCUGACGGGAUUCUACUCUAGUAUUUAUCAAAGUGUCGAGUUAAUUGGUCCUGGAGCUAUAGACGGCCAGGAUAUGCUCAAGCUUGCUGAGGCCAUCAACACCACGCUACAAGACUACUUAGAAAGAGUCAAGACGCGUCACAGUGGAGACGAUGGUGAUUAUGAAGAUGACGACGGAUACACUGAAGAUGUCGAGGAAGGAGAUGCUGAGAGCGCCGACGAGGAUCUCAUUGGCGAGAUCAACAAAGUCAUCCACUCGAUGUUCAAGACCUCGAAACAACAGUUUUUCCCUGCAUUCGAGCUCCUGCUGCCCAUUAUUUCUACCUUUAUCAACAGUAACAUUGUGGACCUGCGUCAAUGGGCUCUAUGUGCAGUUGACGAUCUGAUUGAGUUUACCGGACCUGAUUCAUGGAAAUAUAAAGAUCUGUUCUUGAGUAAGCUUGUCGAGGGAUUAGUAGACAAUGAUGCUAGUAUCAGACAAGCCGCCGCCUAUGGUAUUGGUGUUGCUGCCCAACAUGGCGGUGAGCAAUACACACAGACUGUUGUCGGUACACUUGAGACGCUAUUCCAAGUGGCCAAUGUUCCCGAUGCCCGUUCUGAAGACAACAUCAACGUCACUGAGAACGUCAGCUCGGCCAUUGCCAAGGUUCUGCGUACACACGGACAACUGCUAGGAUCCGAGAACCUCGACCGAGCUCUUAGUGAGUGGAUUAAAACGCUUCCCAUUGUCGUUGACGAGGAGGCAGCACCCUACCCAUACCUCUUCCUGAGUGAUCUUCUCGAGCAGAACCACCCCUCUGUGGUCAGCCAGGUGGACAAAGUGUUCGACAGCGUGGCCCAGGCCAUCGUCAUGGCGUCCAUCCAGGGCAAGGCUCUCGAACGAGUGGUCCAAGUAACCAAACACUACUUCUCGCAAUUGCCACAGUCCAAGGUCAUGGCGCUGUUCCAGUCACUGCCGGUCGAGUCGCAAGCAGUCGUUCAAGAGAAAUUCCAAUAG